AGACCCGAACCGGCUCUGCCUCACAACCGGCGCUGAUUGGCGGAGCUCGGCCGUCACGUGCCCGCAAAACUGCAAUCUGUGUCUGGUGUGAGGACUGUCCGGAACAGCGAGAACCCUUCUCCGGAGAUCCAGGGGCCACAGCCUGCGACAUGCCGGGGGCCACACUUCUCACCACUCUCCUCACUGUCUGCCUGGUCCUGGGGGCUCAGGGUGAGACCUGUGAGCGAAACAUCUGUCAUAAUGGAGGAACCUGCGUCAUGAGUACAAAUAAGGAGCCCUUCUGCAUCUGUAAUGAUGGAUUCACCGGCACAUACUGCAACGUGACAGAGAAAGGUCCCUGUCUACCAAACCCCUGCCACAAUGAUGGAGAGUGUAAAGUACUGUCCACUCAGAGAGGCGAUACGUUUGCACAGUAUGUCUGUAAAUGUCACCCUGGCUAUGAUGGAGAGCUCUGUGAAUACAAUAACAAUUAUUGUUCUUCACUGCCUUGUAAACAUGGAGGGGUUUGCAGUCACAUGGACAAUGAUUACAGCUGCAGAUGUGCGUCGCCCUAUAUUGGGAAAUCUUGCCAAAUUCGAUGUGCCAAUGCUCUAGGAAUGGAGGGUAGAGCGAUAGCUGAUGCCCAGAUUACAUCCUCUUCCUUGUAUCAUGGUUUCCUUGGCCUACAGCGAUGGGGGCCUAAUCUUGCUCGUCUGAACAAUAAAGGCAUGGUUAAUGCAUGGACUGCAAACAGUUAUGACCAGCACCCCUGGAUUCAGGUGAAUCUGUUGAGGCAACUCAAAGUGUCUGGAAUCAUCACCCAGGGAGCCAGCCGGAUGGGGAAGGCCGAGUACAUGAAAGAAUUUAAAGUGGAGUACAGUGUUAAUGGACAGGAUUUCACCUUCUACAAGAGUGUGGGUCAGGAUAAAGUCCAGAUCUUCAAUGGAAAUAGAGACAAUGAGGGUCGAAAAGCCAAUAUCUUCAGUCCUCCCAUCACUGCCCAGUACAUUCGUGUGUACCCCAUGGCUUGUCACAGAGCUUGCACUCUACGGUUUGAGCUCUUCGGCUGUGAAAUGAGUGUGUAUUUCAACACGGUAGGUUGCUCCGAGCCACUUGGGAUGAAAUCCUUCCUGAUCCCCGAUAAGCAAAUCACGGCAUCCAGCGUGUUCAAGACCUGGGGCAUCGAUGCAUUUACCUGGCACCCGCACUACGCCCGCCUGGAUAAGAUGGGGAAGAGCAAUGCCUGGACCGCCCAGGAGAGUAGCCAGUCAGAGUGGUUGCAGGUUGACAUAGGAUUUCCGAAGAAGAUCACGGGAAUUGUGACACAGGGUGCAAAAGACUUUGGAAACAUUCAAUAUGUUGAAUCAUUUAAAGUGGCAUACAGUGACAAUGGCUCCACCUGGACAAUAUAUCAAGACAACAAGACGAAGAAAGAUAAGCUAUUUCUUGGAAACCGUGACAACUACUCCCACAAGAGGAAUCUCUUCACGCCUCCAUUUUCGGCCCGUUACGUGCGCGUUCUUCCUCAGUCGUGGCAUGAACGGAUCACCCUGCGUAUGGAGCUUCUGGGCUGCGACGUUUAAGCAGAAGAUGCCUAGAAGAUGAACACAUUGCACAGCAAGAGAGAUCCUUUCCUUAAUUUCUACCCAUCAUCCGUUCCUCACUUUCCUAAACUCACCCCGGCGGGGAGGCAAUUAUAACCUCACCAGGCAAUCUCUAACCUGAACUAAAGUGAAGCAGACCUAACUCCUAACUAGAACCUGAGGUCAGAAUGCCUCACUAAAUCACAAAAACUACUAAAACUUGGUGCCCAAAUAGAUGUUUUGAUGUAUGUAGAGGUGACCUGUAUCAUCUGCUGUACAAUGUUUUUGAUGGCUGUAAUAACGUUUUUUUUUUUUUUUAACCUGUUCAGUAUUGUAAGGCUUGUGCAAUGUUUUAUUUUAAAGCCCAACUCUUUCCAAAUUUUUUUUUUUAUAGUGUGGGGAAUGGUGACCAUGUCUCAGAUUUUUCUUGCUGUCCUUGUGCCCUUCAAGGAAAUUUCUCCUCAUUUCCUUUUCCCGUGACAAGAAAUCGGAAGAAAGGCAUCAUGGCCAAUCAGUACAAUAUGGAAAGGCAACAACAAAAAAAUAUUAAUCAGAAGCUUUUAUUGCUGUUUGUGCCUUUUUGUAUUGGUGACCUUUUGUACCUUCUAUUCUUGGUGUCACA
This is a messenger RNA of Rana temporaria (common frog), 2184 nucleotides long. RefSeq names its product milk fat globule EGF and factor V/VIII domain containing (gene MFGE8). Bases 150 to 1562 code for a protein of 470 amino acids. Gene Ontology annotation, molecular function: calcium ion binding. NCBI's taxonomy places the organism in Eukaryota, Metazoa, Chordata, Amphibia, Anura, Ranidae. The transcript has 10 exons. The record is from RefSeq and is a predicted model, not a curated record.